ACAAAUACCACUGUGCAUUUUCUUUCAUUUUAGCUGGUGGAAACUCUCGUGUUGGUCUUCGUCUUCUACCGUGUGAAUAUUCACCUGUAUCAUAUCCACAUACCCCGUGUCCCAUUUUUGCCUAGUGUUUGCUUUGUAACCAGAUCGACGUGUAAAGAACACAAACCCCGUCAGAUAUUGUUUCACUUAUUUGUGAACCCUUUUCCUUUAGUCUUAACUCAAAAUCACACCUUUGUCCGCUAUGUCCUUCAGAAAUAGUACCAAUUCCAAAAACUACCAGGAAUUUGAUCCCGAAGCUGGAGAACUAGGAAGAAAAAGGUCUUUGGUCAGACCUGAAAGACUGAGAAUCGACCAAAGUCAUCCAAGAUACCACUAUACUCAAGUCACCAACCAACAGUCGGACCACUUGAAAGUACAACCUUCAUCUACCGGAUUGGAUCCGCAGGUAUCUAAUCAUGACAGCACCUAUAAUCCAAGAAACAGUUUCCACAGUUAUAGAACCUUGAAUUCUAAAUAUCCCGAAGAACAAGAGGGGAUCCCGUUGAUGGACUAUGGUGAUGAAAACAAAUCCAAUACUGCUUCUCCCCACAAAGGCGGAACCGAAGUAUUUGGGUUGAAUGAUGAGGUCGAGUAUUCUCCUCACAAAAAGGAUGUCAUUAAGAAGAACUCUCUCAAAAGAAGGCUGAUGACUAACCAUGACAACCGUGAGAGCGACGGUACUUCCAUGUGGAGGAUAUACUGUUAUAUCAUCACCUUCUGGGCCCCUUCUCCACUAUUAUACUUGUUUGGCUUAAAGAGCAAGGAGAGACAAUUUGCUUGGAGGGAAAAAAUUGCUUUAAUCUCGGUGAUCUUGUACAUUGGAACCUUUGUGGCCUACUUGACGUUUGGAUUCACCAAGACUGUGUGUUCCAAGACAGCCAUAAGAACCAGAAUUAACGAAGUGAAUAGCGGAUACUUGAUCAUCAAUGGUAGAUCUUUCGACUUGACCAAGUCUCAACAUCCAGGUGUUGCUGGUAUUGAUGCUGGUUCCAACAUAUUAUAUCCUCCUACCAAUGCUGGUGGAAAAGAUGCAUCUCUUUUGUUUCAAAAUGUCAAUGGAAACUGUAAGGGUUUGAUUAAACCAAGGGAUAACUGUACGAUUCCUACUAAAGAUACGGAUGAAGUCGCAUGGUAUAUGCCUUGUAAGUUGUUGGAACAAGACGGAUCAUCUCAACCCAAUUUUACUACUGAAUAUUAUGAUGGUUGGGCAUGUCAUACUAGUUCUGAUGCUAGAAAUGCUUAUUAUAAUUUAAAGGUAACUGGAGAUGUUUACUUUACGUGGGGUGAUAUCAACAAUAGUUCGAGAAAUUUGGUGGUAUAUUCCGGUAACGUCUUGGAUUUGGAUUUGAUCAACUGGAUUCAAUCAGAUGAUUUAGAGUAUCCAACAUUAUUUGACAGAUUGAGAGAUGAAGAAGCUUAUAAAGGGCAUGAUAUUUCAUUGGUCUUGUCUAACAGUGACGAAAGGCAUGCAGCCAGAUGUUUAACUGAAAUCAUUAAGGUCGGUACCAUUGACUCCGAUACUAUAGGUUGCAUUGCUUCCCAGGUGGUUUUGAUUGUAUCCUUAGUUUUCAUUUUAUCGGUGGUGGUUGCCAAGUUCUUAAUGGCCUGUUACUUCAAAUGGUUCAUUUCCUUACAUCAAGGGGCUACUGACUUAAAUAGUAAAUCCAUGGAAUCAUCCAACAAAAGCAUGGAAAAUUGGGUAGAUGAUGAUGGUGCCCUCCAAAGAAAUUUGGUGGUUAUUCCCCUGAAAAUGAGAGCUGACUAUAAAACCAACAGACAAUCUGUGUUCAAGAGAAUGUCUUUGACACCAAAUGAAAUGUCACAAUACUAUAUCAACAGUGAAAAUUUGUCUAAGAACUUCAAGUAUACCACCAUGGGCACUCAAAACUAUUUGAUGGCAAACAAGAACCCUCAGAAGACAAAUGCAUCCAAGAGACAAUCGACCAUGUUCUUGAAUGAAACUUUCAACUCUUCGACUGACUUAUUGAACAGACAAUCAACUGUAAAUCCAUUUGAUAUUGACGACUUCAGCACGAUGCAAGGUUUAUCCCCUGAUAUCAUUCAUCCAGAUGUUGUACCUCAGCCACCAGUGGAAUAUCAGCCUUAUGGAUUCCCUUUGGCUCAUACCAUGUGUUUAGUUACCUGUUAUUCUGAAGAUGACCACGAAAUAAGAAUUACUCUUGAUUCGGUGGCCGUUACCAAUUAUCCAAACUCCCAUAAGUUGAUUGUGGUAAUUUGUGAUGGUUUAGUCAAAGGUUCAGGUAACGAGGAAACCACCCCGGAUAUUGUGUUGGGCAUGAUGACUGACUUUGUGGUACAACCUGAGGAGGUGCAACCAUACUCAUAUGUGGCAGUUGCGCAAGGUUCCAAGCGUCACAACAUGGCCAAAGUAUACGGUGGAUUCUAUAAGUAUGAUGAUUCCACUGUUCCCCCUGAAAAUCAACAAAGAGUUCCCAUCAUCACGAUUGUGAAGUGUGGAACCCCAGAAGAAGCAAACUUACCGAAGCCAGGUAAUAGAGGUAAGAGAGAUACCCAAGUUGUGUUAAUGUCGUUUUUGCAAAAAGUCAUGUUCGAUGAAAGAAUGACUGGUUUGGAGUUUCAAAUGCUUCAAACUAUCUGGCAAAUAACUGGAUUGAUGCCUGAGAUGUACGAGAUUACCCUAAUGGUAGAUGCAGAUACUAAAGUGCAUCCAGAUUCCUUAACUCAUAUGGUGGCAGAAAUGGUAAAAGAUCCUGCAAUCAUGGGAUUGUGUGGUGAAACAAAGAUUGCAAAUAAGAAUCAAAGUUGGGUGACAUUGAUUCAGGUGUUUGAGUACUAUAUUUCCCAUCACCAAUCCAAAGCAUUUGAAAGUGUUUUUGGUGGGGUAACAUGUUUACCAGGUUGUUUCUGUAUGUACAGAAUCAAAUCUCCUAAGGGAUCAGAUGGAUUCUGGGUGCCGAUUUUGUCAAAUCCUGAUAUUGUUGAAAGAUAUUCUGAUAACAUCACCAAAUCAUUGCACAGAAAGAACUUGUUGCUAUUAGGAGAAGAUCGGUAUUUAUCUUCGUUAAUGUUGAGAACCUUCCCCAAAAGAAAACAGAUUUUUGUUCCAAAAGCUGUUUGUAGAACCGUUGUUCCUAAUAAGUUCAGUGUUUUAUUAUCCCAAAGAAGACGUUGGAUCAAUUCCACCGUGCACAAUUUGAUGGAAUUGGUCUUGGUCCGGGAUUUGUGUGGUACCUUUUGUUUUUCGAUGAACUUUUCGAUUUUCAUUGAAUUGGUGGGUACUGUGGUUUUGCCUGCAGCCAUUUGUUUCACCAUCUACGUCAUUGUGUAUGCCGCCACCACGACUCCUACUCCAGUCUUAUCGUUGGUGUUAUUGGCGUUGAUUUUCGGGUUGCCAGGAUUAUUGAUUGUCAUCACGGUGUCAUCCUUUCAGUACCUCGUAUACUUCGUCAUCUACUUAUUCGCAUUGCCAAUCUGGAAUUUUGUUUUGCCUACCUACUCGUUCUGGAAGUUUGACGAUUUCAGUUGGGGAGAAACCAGACAAGUUGGCAGUGAAGACAAGGGAUCGCAUGGAGACCUUGAAGGGGUAUUUGACUCGUCUCACAUUGUCAUGAAACGGUGGAGGGAAUUCGAAAGAGACCGCAAAAACGAAGGAUUGACCAUGCCUUCAGCUACUUGGAACCCAUCAAACACUAAUUUAUUAAACGACUCGUUCUCCAAUUAGAACCGUCAGCAAAAAGUACGGACCGUUUCUAUAUAUUAAUAAUAUAUUUAUCAAUUGGUUCACCGGUAGACCACCGAACUUGAAGGAGACAGUUGGUUCGAGGCUCUAAAACACUUGUCGAGGUAGAUUUCUUUGAAUUUGGUGAGUCGAUGGGUGUUUUUAGGUCUGUUCAUCGCCGGCUUGAACGCCGAACCCUCUGUAGCAAGAGCGAAAAGCAUGUGGCAGCAAACUACGGGUUGUCCAUAAUUAUAUAUACAUAAAUGUACAAAAACUUUAACUGCCAAUUACAUGCGAGUUUCAGGCCAAGGACGCCAGUUGCAGAUAUUUUUUCGCCAAAACCUUGAUUUUCUUAGCACAGUCCAAUAAACGAUACCCUCGAACAACCUUAAUAAACGGCUUUCAGACUGAAGGAAACUGUAUCAAAAAACAUCUCUACCUGGUUGAGACUCAAUUGUUUUGCAGCUGCCACCGGUUGCAGCCAUUGUUCCAAGAAAAGCUAUGGCGAGUGCGCGUGCACCGGAGAUAUUAAUAGAAACACCAUAUUCUCAUGGCAGCAAUCCCGCCACCCGACAACGUCUCUCAGUGCACGUGAGAAUCCUCCAGCCAUAAUGGGGUAUUAUAUCGAAUUGCCCGGCAAUAUAACCCCUGAAUAUGUGU
Yamadazyma tenuis ATCC 10573 is the source of this 4399-nucleotide messenger RNA. It is a transcript of the gene CHS3, whose product is annotated as chitin synthase. Gene Ontology annotation, molecular function: chitin synthase activity. NCBI's taxonomy places the organism in Eukaryota, Fungi, Ascomycota, Pichiomycetes, Serinales, Debaryomycetaceae. Gene Ontology annotation, cellular component: cell periphery; cell septum. The record is from RefSeq and is a predicted model, not a curated record.